GUAUAUUAAUUCUCGUGGUCAUUGAUGUGUUUGAUUUACAGAGGUAACACGGGGUGAAACGAGUGCUUCAUUUUCAUUGGCCGAUACGGCCAGACAAGUACAUGAAGCGUGUAUAUUUCAUUGAAUGGUCAUUGGAUUAUGUAAUUAGUAAUGAAUGAAAUGUUUUACUACAUGUACCUGUUUUUACUAUAAUUUUCUAAAUUGAAGGCAUAUGGAAUAAGAUGAUGAAUUUGACACAAUUUAAACAUUGGUUACAAUUAUAAAUGAAUAUAUUUAUCCUGUGUGUAAGUGUACAAUAUUGUGUAAAUUUCAAAGAUGUGUGCUCAUCGUCAGAAUUUGUUUGUGUAAAGUGGUUAUUUUCAAAAUGGAUUUACUAUGGAUUUAGUUGCAGUUGCGUUGGAUAUAGCAUGCCGUACAUCUCUAUUUUGAGUGGGAAGGCAAACUCACUGACGAGAUGAAGAGCAGUUUUACAGAAAAUGGAUUUUUUAUUGUAAGAAACUUCUUAGACUCAGAAGAAGUAACAAAUAUAUGGAAAGUUGUCGAGAAACCAGACGGAAUUCUGAAUCAUGGAUAUGUGACUUACGAAGAAAAUGGCAACAAGAUACAAAGUACAUUGUGUUCCUAUCCUGGCUAUGAUGUUACCGGGAUGGUUGCACGAUCUGAAAAGGUGGCUGGUUCAUGUGAACAAUUACUAGCAUGUGAAGUGUAUCACUGGUGUUCUAUGUUUAUGAAUAAAGAAGCAUACGUCGGCGGGGAGCAUGUCUGGCACCAGGACUAUGGGUACUGGUACAAUGAUGGAGUCUUAUAUCCUGACAUGAUAACAGUAUGGAUGGCUCUCGAUAAGUGCAGGAAAGAUAACAGUUGUAAACAGGUUUUAAGAUCGUCCAAUAAGAUGGGUCGAGUAGACCACUUUAAAGUACCUAGUGGUCAAAUGGGUGUAGACCCUGAACGGGUAAAAGAAAUUAUGAAGAAAUGUGAACAUAUCUACCUUGAAAUGGAUCCAGGUGACGCCUUCUUCCACCACGGAAACACAUUACAUCGGAGCGAUGAGAACAAAAGCAAAAAUGGGCGUUUGGGUUUCAUGUCGUGCUUCAAUGGGGCACACAAUUCACCUGUAUUUAAGACAGGAUACCCUUCAUACAACAAACUAGAAAAGGUACCAAAUGAAGCCAUAAAGCAGUGUACUAACUAUACAGACUUCAGUGGGAAGGGAUUUAGAGAUGAAGUGUGAACAGUAUGAAGAGAAAGCCGGAUAACCAUGUUUCGUCAGCAGAACAUGGAUUAAAGGCACUCAAAUCAUAGAAAAAUAGGACAAAAAAGUUUACUUUUGCAACAGUUCUAUGACUGCACUGCAAAGUACAUGAUUUUAUGUGUAACACAUAUCAAUAAAACAUAUAGGCGGAUGCGGGAGGUUUCUCCCUGUAAUAUAAAACCAUACAAAACAGAUUAUAUUAUCCAUGCAUGUAUUUAAUAUACCCCUUUCUUACUCAAAUACAAACCAGUCAACCGUUAAAAGCAAAUGUUUGAUUGUAAAGUGGGCUCUCGAAAUGAAAUUUAAAAAGAUAUAAUUGGUUUUGCUAUCGUGCGAAUCUUCUCCACAGGUGCUUUGCUAGGAGAAAAGCAUCACAUGUAAAGCAACGUUUAAGGUAGUUCUGCACGUUUGAAUAACAAACAACUACAAUGUAGAAAUUUUAAGACCUAUUUUUUCUUACUUACAUAUGAUAUAAGAAAGAUACGUGCAAAAAAAUGAUAGUUUCGUAUGCUUAAUUUUUUACUAUACUGAUUUGAAAAAAAUGGGCCAUAUUUCAUUUUUUACAAUGGGAGCCUAUGGGGAAAAUACAGAUGUUCCUACACUUAUGCAUUUUUAUGCACAAUGUAGAUAAUUGUAGCAAGGUGUUUCAUCAUUAGAUGGAAUAAAAUUCAUAUGGUCUGUGCUUGUGUUAGAGAUAUUUGCCAUAGUAUUACUACACCCCUAUUAAAAAGGGGUAGUUUUUAUGAUUAAAAGUGAGCUGCUACAACUAGUGCAUUUUAACACGCAAAAUAAGUUCAAACGGAAUAGCUCUUUCGCAAAUCAGUGAAUGUUUACAUUUUAGAUACUUUGAAAAAGGUAUUUUGUAUAGGAAAAUAUGGUACUUUCUGAUCACACCACCCACUUAUAAAAUUGUAUAUAAUUGUGAAUAAUUUGAUUUGAAAUUUUCAACUUUUAUUUAUUUCAUUCUUAUACAUGUUACUGUAAUUUACAAUAAAAACCCUUUGGCAGUUAUUUCAGCCAACCUUUUCUUGAUAAAAGAAUGAUAAUAUGCUUGCCUUAUGAUAAUUAAGUUAACCUAAAUUUUGUUAAUAAAACGAUUUGCACAAUUCAAAAACGUCUGUCUAUUGUGUCUGGAAGUUGUAGAACAACAAAAAUGAUAAACAAAUUUGAAAAAAAAAUUCAGAUUAAUGUCUUAAACAAUAUUGCAAAGUAGUUAUUAGUAACCUGUAUUGGAAAAUAAACAGUGUCGAUUGUACUGAGGUCAACUGCCACAUUAUCAAUGUUUAUUAAUAUAAGUUAAGGUCAUUAACAGCUUAUGAUCAGCAGUGUUUCAGACUAUGUAAAAAUGUCUAUCAAUGACACAAUAUCACACAUUAUAUAUACAAUAGUUACGUUAAAAAAUGUUUGAAUUAAAAUUUGCAUAUAUAAA
Molecule: messenger RNA, 2681 nt
Organism: Mercenaria mercenaria
Lineage: Eukaryota; Metazoa; Mollusca; Bivalvia; Venerida; Veneridae
Exons: 9
Coding region: 455-1231 (258 amino acids)
Source: RefSeq, a predicted model, not a curated record